Molecule: messenger RNA, 517 nt
Organism: Racocetra persica
Lineage: Eukaryota; Fungi; Glomeromycota; Glomeromycetes; Diversisporales; Gigasporaceae
Source: the annotation of a GenBank genome assembly
GCUCAAAUCCGAAGAAUCUCAAGAUGAUAUGAAACAGUCUAUAUUUGAUGAUAUUUCUCAACAUGAAAUGGUGUCUAGAGUUUUUUGUCGUGAUCAUACUGAUUUACCUGAAAACUUCGUAAAAUUAAAUAUUCGCGACUCACAUUCUCAUCAGCAAUAUGAUGCAUCUCUUAGAGAGUACAAGCUAAAGACACGAUAUACGCUAACAAUUCCAGACCAUAUUCGAGCUGCAAUGAAUGCGCAGGAAGCAUGGUACGAACAAGAUACAACAGAUGAAGAGGAUGAGGAGAGUAUGACGGAUACACUUGACACAAUGAAGAAAUUUGAGGAUCUUAAAAUACAGAAUCAUAUUAUACGCCCUUCGGAUAGGCAUUGCUCACGCUGUCCAGUCACACGCACAAUCAAAUGGUGGCCUGCAAAGUGGCCUUAUUUACCAAGAUCUUCAAGAUUCUCUGUACGAGACGUCAGUGUUGUAAUUUGCCACAGUUGCUUUCAGAAAGAGAAAAGCACUCGUGUA